Molecule: messenger RNA, 2352 nt
Organism: Paramecium octaurelia
Lineage: Eukaryota; Ciliophora; Oligohymenophorea; Peniculida; Parameciidae
Source: the annotation of a GenBank genome assembly
AUGAUAUUGCUAAUUUUCACCAAUAUUACAUCAUGCAUUUUGGAAUAUUGGAAAUGCGAAGAGAUAAUUGAAUACGUCUUUUUGAGCAUAUCUCUAAGUAUUGAUGUACUUUUGAUUGCCUUGACUUUGGGAAACCAAUAUCAAUACUUGAUCAGAUUGUUACUAAUUAUCUAAGCAUCAAUAAUAUUUUCAAUAUUUAAAGAUCCUAAGCUUUUAGCGAUCAUGGCUCUAUACCAAUGCAUAAUGAGAUAAUUCAUACAAGCUAAGAGUAUAAUAUUUAAUUACCUUGAAUUUUCAAGUAAUACUUUCAUAUUAAUAAGUUUUUUUUAUUUUGAUAGGUGUCCUGAGUACGAAACUUGAAGUAAUUGACAUCAUACGGUCAACAAUGGCGACAUUUUUCUUUGUGGGAUAUUGGAUUUAAGUUUUCUUCAAAUAGACAUAAAGUAAAGUAGUUGAGAAACAAACAGAACAAAUAACAAUAAAGAUGGAAACUGAAUAAAUUGUCAUCUAGCAUUAGUAAUCUUAACCUUCGUAAACCUAACGAUAUGGAAACAUUCCCGAAAUAAUUCUAGAUGACUUUCUGGCUGUGAUUCAUUAGAAUUAGAAGAUGAAUGAGAUUUUAACUUAAUUGAAUUAUGAAGACUCGAAUAAAUUAUUGCAAGAAAUUAAAAUAACCAAUAUUGAUUCUGUAUCUGAAAGGAAAUUGGGAAAAUGGAAAGAAGAUACCCUGAUGUCCUUAUUGAAGAGGAUUAUAACCAAAAGAUCAGAGAUUUAAGUAUAGGUGUUGGAUUACAACCAUUCAUAAUUUUAGAGAUAUUUAAUAUUGGUUCAUUACAAAAAUUAGUUCGAAAUUCAAUUCAUCCAAGUCAAUGAAAGAGACACAUAUAUAAAGAAGAAAUACCUGAGUUAAAUUCUUUACUAACUGUUCAAAACAUUCUCUCAUGAAUUCGGAACAUUGUUGAAUUAUCUGUUGGCAUUGUCUUAGGUGGCAAUAGAUAGAUUCCCAAGUCAAGUGGGGUUCUUCCAGCCAAUAAAAUCAACAGGAUAGAUAAUGCAUCAUUUCGUGCAAGACAUGGUCGAUUACAGUGAUAUUCUAAAUAAGAAAUUCUAAUUGUAAUUUGGACUUGUCGACGUCGAAGAUUUACUCUAAGAAGUAAUUGGGUACUAUUAAAAGCAAAUUGAAGAGAAGGGUCUAAUCAUAACUUAUUAGAUUAUGCUGGAAGAGAAAGCAAAAUUCUUCGAUGCCAGAAGAUGUAAAUAAGUCUUGAGCAAUCUGAUUGCAAAUGCUCAGAAGUUUACUGUCUCAGGGGGAAUUAAGAUUACAGUGACUGAACAAUCUGGAUUCACAGUAUUUUCCGUUGAAGACAGUGGAUUCGGAAUGAACUAAGAAACUUUCGAUAAUCUAAAUUAAACUUUAGAAACAGAGUUUAAGUCAGAGUAAAAGAUUUCCCAACACACUGCUGGGUUUGGCUUGGGUUGUUAUCUAUCUCAAUAAAUUGCAUUGAAAUUAUCGAAUCUACCAGUAACAGCAGGUGGAGGUCUGAAGUAUGUUAGAUUAGAUAAGGGUAUCCGAGUUUCUUUUCGAGUAAAGAAUUAGCCUUUCGACAUAUUUUAUACAAGUUGUGACAUAUCGUCAGCAAAGUCCGGGAUAUUAUUUAAUGAAAAUGGGUAUUUCGACUCUCGUCAAUCCGUGAUAGACCUACAACUAACGAAUAGACAUAAACCAGUUGACAAUCAUCUACUAUUAACAUUGACUAAAAAAUCAAGUUUAUUGUCAGCUUCGUUCUCGCCAAAUUAAAUAAUUGAUUAUGUAGAACAAGAAUUGAAAUAGGAAAAUGAAAUUAUUUAGAGAAUAAGACAAUUAAUUAUCCAUAAGAAUAGGGAAGGUUAAAAAAAGUCACCUACUUUUGGAGCUUCUGUUAUCGACAUAGCAAGUGUUAAAACAAUUAGAGAGCAACCUCACAUCUUAAUUGUUGAUGAUGAGAUGAUUAAUAUUAUUAGUUUGAAGAUCCUACUUAGUCAGUUCAAUAUCAAAUGCACUUCUGCUUUCAAUGGAUUAGAAGCUUUAAAUAAAAUAAAAGAAUGUAUAAAUGUUAUUGUAAAUAUUUAGCUAAUGAGAAAUUUAAUGUGAUCUUUAUGGAUGUUAAUAUGCCUAUCAUGGAUGGGUUCUAGGCCACAGAACAGAUUCUAAAAUAUAACUAUGAUAAUACCAUUGUUGCUUGCACUGCAUUCAGUGAUGUAGAAACAAAAACUAAGUGUUAUUCUUUGGGAAUGAAAUACUAUAUCAACAAACCUGUUACAAAGCUUGAACUUUUGAAAUUGUUGAAUCACUUGAAUUUAAUUAUAUAAUGA